Molecule: messenger RNA, 1410 nt
Organism: Aaosphaeria arxii CBS 175.79
Lineage: Eukaryota; Fungi; Ascomycota; Dothideomycetes; Pleosporales
Product: NIF domain-containing protein
Exons: 3
Coding region: 1-1410 (469 amino acids)
Molecular function (GO): protein serine/threonine phosphatase activity
Source: RefSeq, a predicted model, not a curated record
AUGAGGGCGAAUGCUUCUGCCUACGCCAAUGCGGAACCGCUCCAUUCCGGAUUCGAUGAGAAGACGCCACUCCUGGACGAGUCGAAUGAGAAGCCAUUUCCCGAGGCGCAAACGUCCCGAACAUGGCUAAUCCCGAAACGCAUAUCAGAGGCCGUCAUAGGGACAGUAAAGGCGUUGUUAGCCACGGUCAUUGCCCCUGGAAAGUUCGUGAUCGCAUGCUUCCAUGAUGAGGAGGGCCAUUUCUCUGUAUUGUCCCCUGUAUACAAGAUAUCACGAACAAUUACGCGGAAAGAACGAAAAUCCAGAAAGGAUCAUAAGCUUGCGAAAGCGUAUGCCGAAACGAACGAGAAAGAAAGACCACAUCGCAGACGAUCUAGUGUAGCACAAUCCAAAACAAGAAGACCACGUCGGUCGCCUUCGAUCGCUUCGACGUCCACAGCGGUGACCUCGGACUCGGAAAUCGAUAGCGAGCGUCCACUGACGAUUGACGAGGAGACAGAUUCUCCUUCCCGGCACACCAGGUCCAAAUCGAGCGCGUCUGGCGCUGAUAGGGUUGCUCCAGCCCAGAGGACCAUGCACAUUAGGCUCACCCAACCUGAGGAGGUGGAGGUGCGGCAGCGUAGGAAAAAGAAUGCCUCGCGGAGCAAUGUAUCGAAGAAUGGCUCGAGCCAGGUCUCGGCUGAGGCGGCUGCGGCAUUGAAAUCCCCCACCAGCCCAGCAACGGUAUCUGCGAAACAAUUGACAAAGUUCCCACGAGCUCCUCAGCCCCCGCGUCCCCUUGUCCCGCGGCGCCAGCCGUCUUAUUCUACGGCAGGGGCUUCAGCCGUCGGCCCGUACCAGAAAACGUUGAUCAUUGAUCUCGAUGAAACCUUAAUCCACAGUAUGUCUAAGGGGGGGCGCUACACGACGGGCCAUAUGGUUGAAGUCAAAUUAUCACAGCCUGUUGGUGCCGACGGUCAAGUGGUUGGGCCUCAGAUUCCUAUUUUAUACUAUGUACAUUUCCGGCCACAUUGGGACGAGUUUUUGAAGAAGGUGUGCAAGUGGUACAAUCUUGUUAUUUUCACGGCUGCGGUCCAAGAGUACGCCGACCCGGUAAUCGAUUUGCUUGAGAAGGAACGAAAGUACUUUUCGGGUAGAUACUACAGGCAGCACUGCACGUUCCGAAACGGGUCGUAUAUCAAGGACCUCAGCCAGGUUGAACCGGACCUGAGCAAGGUAAUGAUCAUAGAUAACAGUCCCAUCAGCUAUGCUUUCAACGAAGAUAAUGCCAUUCCCAUUGAGGGCUGGAUCAACGACCCGACAGACAAUCACCUUUUGCAUCUGGUACCCUUGCUGGAAGGCUUGCAGUACGCCACGGAUGUCCGCGCUCUGCUUGCAUUGCGGUCGGGAGAGCCACAGCACAUAUCGUGA